Lathyrus oleraceus (garden pea) is the source of this 732-nucleotide messenger RNA. RefSeq lists its product as uncharacterized. The transcript is spliced from 4 exons. The coding region runs from base 1 to 732 and encodes 243 amino acids. The record is from RefSeq and is a predicted model, not a curated record. Lineage: Eukaryota; Viridiplantae; Streptophyta; Magnoliopsida; Fabales; Fabaceae.
AUGACUUUUCCAAGAUCACACUUUCAAGGAACUCAUGACAAUGAAGCUGGCUCAAGUAGAAUUACACAUAUUAAUGAUAUUGCACUUGGUCGUAAUUGCUCAAUACCUAAUCAACGAAACAACAUGAGUCAAUCAGAUACAAGUAUAAGGGAUAUUGUUCUAAAUGAUAUGGAUGUUGAUGAAGCUUUGGAGGAUGCAGUAAUAUCAUAUGUUAACAUGGAGGCUAGAGAAAAUGGUGCAUUAUCAUGUCGUCCUCAAAAAUCAGGACAUGCUUUUCGAGCAAAUCACAAUAUUGCUCGAAAUUUCAAAAAUAACAUGACGAUGGCAAAAUCUCGGUUGCCUCAUCCAAUUACCUGUAGACACUACAAUGCAAGAUUGUUUCAUUAUGAAUCACGUGACACGUGUUGUACUUGUGGAAAGAUAUCAUUUUCAGGAGUUAAUGCUCCUAUAGAAUUUCAACAAUUAUUUUUGGAUGAUUCAGCUGAAGGAAAACAUUUUAGGCAACAUAUUCAAAGUUAUAACCAUGUGCUCUCAUUCACUUCAAUUGGUGUUCAUGUUGAUGAGAAUAUUCUUGCAUCUGAUCGUGGUAUAUACACAUUUCGUGCUCAAGGUGUUUUUUACCAUAACAUAGGAUUUUUCUAUCCAAAUGAGGGUGCCAUGCCGCAUUUCUUACAACUAUACAUCUACGACACCGAUAAUGAGCUACAUAAUAGAAAGCAUGAAAAUUCAUAG